UGCUACCAGCCAGGCCGGUCUGAUCUACUGGGUUUGAACCCACAACCAUCUGUGGGGUCAGAGGUCAGACUGGUUACUGGCAGGAAAGGUCCUACGUCCUAGAACAACGAGCCAAACUUGAGCUGGAACUGUUGGUGGUUUUUCUCCAUCCGUGUUUCCAAAUGCGGAUAGCUUGUCUACUAGGCUAGCAGCACAGCUGUAGAAUACACUAUUCCCACUGGACCAGAAGAGACUGGAUUUUUCCGGUUCCAGCAACAAAAAUCCGUCCCACAGACCAAAGAAACUAAAACUGAACUCAUCACCUGCUCUGGAGCAGCCUGUUACCAUGGCAACCCUCCACCACGGGUUCAGAGACAAAACUGGACAAUUAUCCUCCAGACCUCAAGAAUCAGAUAGAAACACCAAAGCAAGCUUCAUCAAUCUGGGAGGGGUCAAAGGUCAACGAUUCAGUGCAAAACAUUAAAGACGUUUACCCAGAUGUCAGAGGUCACUUCUCAGAAAAAUGACCUGUUAUAAUCAACAACCUCAGGCUUUCCAGGGGUCGGCAGGUUAAAGGUCGUGACCUGACGAUCUAAACACCAAAUGUUGCCGCUUUCACCGAAGUUCAUGAUUGUUCUGAUGUUCUUUAUUCCUGCAGCUCAGAUCCAAUAUGUCGUUUCUCUGAUUUCUUCUACUAAACCAAACAGAAAAGCACAAAAACGAUCCGAUAAACGGGCCGAUUUUAACCUGAGAUCCGAGUUUUCGGUGUUUGUGACUCGGAUCAGAAUAAAAACCCGAACCUGGUAAAAAUAAAACAAUAGAAGUGAGUUAAUGAGCUGCCAUCCACCCUGCUAGGGUGACUCAUCCAUCACCUCCCCUCCUCCUGCUGACUCUAGAGAACAGAGCAAAGACUGCAGCGCCCCCUACAGGUCAACACCCACCACUGCAGAAACAAACGGUCCGGUCUGCAUCCAGACGUGGAAAACUCUAACGUGCAUGCACACACGAGCAGAUGCACAUACACACGUGCACAGGAGCUGGGGAGGGGCCCUAAACAAAAUAAUUACAACUACUAAAAAAAUCUACAAAACUUAGAAUUUUAAGAUUUAUAAAUAAGAAUAAAAAGUAACUAAAUAAAAAUAGUUAAAAAUGCCUUUUCCCUGUUUUGUUGAACAUUUUUGUCACGUUUAAAAUCUCUUAGGAACUCCUGCAUCCUGUUGAAGUCGAGUUUUUAUUCAUUUAUCUGGCUUUUACAGCAGAUUUGAUCUGAGAGCGUCUGAACCUCGAUUCUAAUAAAUCCUAAACUUUGUGUUUUCUCAAAUAUCUGUUAGUGAUGAGCAGCGACUUUUCCCCGAGGUCCAGUGACCAAAGCCACCAGGCGAAAGGUCAAAGGUGACAGAUCAUCUGCUGCUGAAAAAUCACGUCAGCAGAAAGAUUUAGAUUAUUUAUCAGCGGGAUCCCGGAGAGCCUUGUGUUGGUUCAAAUUUUAUAAAAUAACAAUUUGGUUUUUAACAUUAGAGAAAAUACUGCGAUGGACUGCUCUCUGUCCACGUGGACAAAGGGUUCAGCUGAUGGAUGGAUGGACAUAGAGAAACUAAAAACCUGGUAAAUCUUCUGAAGUUAUUCUCUAGUGUCUUUAAUUAAAAACUUAAUUAAAUAUAAUUUUAAAUUACAUCUGUUAAGAUUUUCUAUCCAGAUGUUUUUUAACUGUUUUUAUUAAUUAAAAAUUUUAACUUGCGUCAAACUGCGUCUCAGGACGUUUCACGCUCUUCUCACGUGGACUUUAUGAACUCUGUCAGAUGCGCCACUGCAGCGCCGCCUGCCGGCCGCUUGCUGCACGCCACCAUUGUGUUACAGGUCGUGUUUAAACCCUCCACCGGGCCCGAACGGCUCCUUAUCGGGUCAAAAACAAACAUCAGGGAGCGGAGGAGCAGCAAGGAGGAGGAGAAGGAGGAGGAGGAGGAGUCCUAUAAAGGCCAGGCGCCGCACAUGUGGGGCCGCAGUGACAGCAGCGUCCCUCUGAGGGAUACUUUCUCAUAUCUGAAGGAAUUAUUCUUCUCAUCUCUUCUGUUUCAUGAAAAGCUUCCAAAUGGAUUUUAGACUUUGGAUUUCCGUGAUUUCUGUGACUUUUUCCUGGAUUUUCUGCUCAGUUCUGUCCGCGCCUGCUGCAGAAACUAGCGCAGUCAGUGCGCAGCGUCAUGUGCGCAACAAGCGCUGCUCGUGCGCUAAUUUCCUGGACAAGGAGUGCGUGUAUUUCUGCCACCUGGACAUCAUCUGGGUCAACACACCUGAGCGCGUGGUCUCUUACGGACUGGGGUACGCGCCCAGAGCCAAGCGCGCGGUCCUGGACUCUCCGGGGACCGGCGGGGGCUCUCGGUGUCGGUGUAUCCGAGAAAACGACCAGAGCUGCACAAACUUCUGCUUCAGGUUGGAGCUGGCAGCGGACGCGCGGAUGAGCCCCACGCGGGACGACAAACACGCGCACAGACGCAACACGGGAGCGACAGAAAGAAGUGAGACCGUAAACAACCACCAGGCGUGGCCCCGGGCGGCGCUCAGAACCCGAACACUGCUGGAGAAGUGGGCGGUGAGGCGGCACCACAGGGCCAGGCCGUGGAAGGGCGAGAGCACGGCGUCCUAAACGGAACCUUCGUUGGAUAGAGGGGGCGGGCCCACGGCUGCAGGACCACCCCCUCAUUGGGAGGGGGACAAGCUGCUGCUGAGGCUGGACACUCCGACGGAAGCAGGACGCGGAUGUUUUCAGGACUCUGAAACAUUUCAAACGAACUGGAGGAAGACGCGACGAGGAAGUGCUGCUGGAGGUUUUCUCAGACGUGACUGAAACACGCCUGCAGCUGUUUUUACCCAAGGGCUUAUUUAUGUUUUUAUUUAUUUAUUCUCCCGAGGAGACCAUGUUGGUCCGGCGUGUGCUCGCUUCAUCAUUUCUGUGAAAUGUGUGUUUGUUUGUUUUUUAACUUUGGCGCCAAAUUUUGGCAAAAUUCUAAUAAAUUUCUAUUCAUUAUUUAACAAA
Nothobranchius furzeri (turquoise killifish) is the source of this 3010-nucleotide messenger RNA. It is a transcript of the gene edn1, whose product is annotated as endothelin 1. Gene Ontology annotation, biological process: regulation of vasoconstriction; regulation of systemic arterial blood pressure by endothelin; vein smooth muscle contraction. Gene Ontology annotation, cellular component: extracellular region. NCBI's taxonomy places the organism in Eukaryota, Metazoa, Chordata, Actinopteri, Cyprinodontiformes, Nothobranchiidae. Gene Ontology annotation, molecular function: endothelin A receptor binding; hormone activity; endothelin B receptor binding. The record is from RefSeq and is a predicted model, not a curated record.